CCUCCGUAACUCAGGAAAUCAAAAUCUGAAUUAAAAAGAUUUAAAGCAUUUCCUCCACCAAAACCUUCUUCUCUCUGUUCGAAGAGAUUUUGUUCAUCUUUUACACAUUAAUCCGAUGGCUGAGCAAAACGGGUUUUGCGUCGUGGGCCGGAGCGACCCGCUAAACUGGGUCGGAGCCGCGGAGUCGCUGAAGGGAAGUCAUUUGGAUGAGGUGAAGAGGAUGGUGGAGGAGUACCGGCGUCCGGUCGUGAAGCUCGGAGGCGAGACGCUCACCAUUUCUCAAGUUGCUGCCAUCGCGGCUCGAGACUCGGAGGUCACGGUGGAGCUGUCCGAGUCGGCUAGAGCCGGUGUCAAAGCCAGUAGUGAUUGGGUGAUGGAGAGUAUGAACAAAGGAACAGAUAGCUAUGGUGUUACCACCGGUUUUGGUGCUACUUCGCACCGACGAACCAAACAAGGUGGUGCCCUUCAGAAGGAACUCAUACGAUUUUUGAAUGCAGGGAUAUUUGGAAAUGGCACCGAGUCAAGUCACACUUUGCCUCACACAGCAACAAGAGCAGCUAUGUUGGUUAGAAUCAAUACUCUCCUUCAAGGCUACUCAGGGAUUAGGUUUGAAAUUUUAGAAGCCAUAACCAAACUUCUCAACCACAAUAUUACUCCAUGUUUGCCUCUCCGUGGAACAAUUACGGCUUCGGGAGAUCUCGUUCCUCUUUCUUACAUUGCUGGAUUACUCACGGGUAGACCAAAUUCCAAAGCUGUCGGACCAAGUGGAGAAAGUCUUGAUGCGAAUGAGGCUUUCCAACAAGCUGGUAUUCCUUCUGGGUUCUUCGAGUUGCAGCCUAAAGAAGGGUUGGCUCUUGUAAACGGGACUGCUGUUGGUUCUGGGUUAGCUUCUACUGUUCUUUUUGAAGCAAAUAUUUUGGCUGUUUUAUCUGAGAUUUUAUCUGCUAUUUUUGCUGAAGUUAUGCAAGGUAAGCCUGAAUUUACUGAUCAUUUGACCCAUAAGUUAAAGCAUCAUCCUGGUCAAAUUGAGGCGGCGGCAAUCAUGGAACAUAUUUUGGAUGGAAGCUCUUACAUGAAAACUGCUAAGAAGCUGCAUGAAAUUGAUCCACUCCAAAAGCCAAAACAAGAUCGUUAUGCUCUUAGAACUUCACCUCAAUGGCUUGGUCCAUUGAUUGAGGUCAUUAGAUUUUCUACCAAGUCCAUUGAGCGAGAGAUUAAUUCAGUCAACGAUAACCCUUUGAUUGAUGUUUCAAGGAAUAAGGCUUUACAUGGAGGUAACUUUCAAGGAACUCCAAUUGGAGUCUCUAUGGACAACACUCGUUUGGCCAUAGCUUCGAUUGGAAAGCUCAUUUUCGCUCAAUUUUCAGAGUUGGUCAAUGACUUUUACAACAAUGGUUUGCCCUCAAAUCUCUCUGCAAGUAGAAACCCAAGUUUGGAUUAUGGAUUCAAAGGUGCGGAAAUUGCCAUGGCUUCUUAUUGCUCCGAGCUUCAAUAUUUGGCGAACCCAGUUACUACUCAUGUCCAAAGUGCAGAACAACAUAAUCAAGAUGUCAACUCUCUUGGUUUAAUAUCGUCAAGGAAAACAGCUGAGGCAAUUGAUAUUUUGAAGCUCAUGUCUUCCACAUUUUUAGUUGCACUUUGCCAAGCAAUUGACUUGAGGCAUUUGGAAGAAAACUUGAAACACACAGUAAAAAACACAGUAAGUCAAGUGGCCAAGAAAGUCCUCACCACAGGUGCCAAUGGAGCGCUUCACCCAUCAAGAUUUUGUGAGAAAGAUUUACUCAAAGUUGUUGACAAAGAAUAUACCUUUGCUUACAUUGAUGACCCAUGCAGUGUCACUUAUCCACUAAUGCAAAAGUUAAGACAAGUUUUGGUUGAGCAUGCACUUUCAAACGGAGAAGAUGAGAAGAAGCCAAACAACUCAAUCUUUCAAAAGAUUGGAGUUUUUGAGGAGGCAUUGAAAACUAUUUUGCCUAAGGAAGUAGAAAAUGCAAGGGUAGCUUAUGAAAAUGGAAAAUCUACCGUUCAAAACCAGAUUAAAGAAUGCAGAUCAUAUCCAUUAUAUAAGUUUGUGAGAUCAGAAUUAGGAACUGGGUUGCUCACCGGAGAGAAGGUAAUAUCUCCUGGAGAAGUAUGUGAGAAAGUGUUCACAGCUUUAUGUCAAGGAAAGAUGAUUGAUCCAAUUUUAGAAUGUUUAAAGGAGUGGAACGGUGCUCCGAUCCCUAUUUGCUGAAGACUCAGGAACACAGGAACCGUGUGCUUUGUUAUGUUUUUCGUUUUUUUAUCUUCCUACUUGUAAUUUAUGGUUUUGGUAUUUAUUUUCUUUCAUUUUACAAAGAAACGGUAAAUGUAUGACAAUUUAUUUCCUAAAAAUUCCACCAUGUUAAUAAUAUUUUUGAAAAAA
Messenger RNA from Momordica charantia (bitter melon), 2404 nucleotides. RefSeq names its product phenylalanine ammonia-lyase. Gene Ontology annotation, cellular component: cytoplasm. The record is from RefSeq and is a predicted model, not a curated record. Gene Ontology annotation, biological process: L-phenylalanine catabolic process. Lineage: Eukaryota; Viridiplantae; Streptophyta; Magnoliopsida; Cucurbitales; Cucurbitaceae. Gene Ontology annotation, molecular function: ammonia-lyase activity.